Pipra filicauda (Wire-tailed manakin) is the source of this 696-nucleotide messenger RNA. RefSeq names its product NFKB inhibitor beta (gene NFKBIB). Gene Ontology annotation, cellular component: cytosol. The annotation marks the transcript as partial. Gene Ontology annotation, biological process: signal transduction; cellular response to lipopolysaccharide. The record is from RefSeq and is a predicted model, not a curated record. Lineage: Eukaryota; Metazoa; Chordata; Aves; Passeriformes; Pipridae. The transcript has 3 exons. Gene Ontology annotation, molecular function: protein binding.
GAUGGCGGCCUGAGGCGGCCCCGGCGAUGGCGGCCGCGGCCCCCGCGGCCCCGCCGGCCCCCGGCGAGGCUAAGCGGCCCGAGGGCGAUGAGUGGUGCGACAGCGGGCUGGGCUCGCUGGGCGAGGGACCGCUGGGGCAGCCGCUGCCCGACAGCCCCGGCCCGGAGCCCCCCGAGCCCCCCGCGGACCCCUCGGCCUGGCUGCGGCACGUCCUGAGCUUCGUCACCGAGGACGGCGACACGGCGCUGCACUUGGCCGUGAUCCACGAGCACGAGGAAUUCCUGGAGUCCAUCCUGCGGCACACGGAGCGCUCCCCGUACCUGGACCUGCAGAACGACCUGGGGCAGAGCGCUCUGCACAUCGCGGUGGUGCUGGGGCUGGCGGGGGCCGUGGGGCGGCUGCGGGCGGCGGGUGCGGGGCUCUGUGUGCGGGAGCGGGGGGGGCACACGCCCCUGCACCUCGCCUGUCGUGAGGGGCACCCCGCCUGUGCCCGCGCCCUCCUGGGGGAGCUCCUGGAGGCGGCCCCCGAGCCCCGGCAGCCCCCAGAGACCCCCUCGGAGCCGCAGGGCACAUCGGGGACCCCCCCGGAGCACCAGGAGGAGGAGGAGGAGCUGCGGGCGCAGCUGGAGAGCGUCAACUAUGACGGUGAGGGGGGGUCCAGAGCGCACACUGGGGCCGUGGGGGACACAGCAGAGA